AUGUACAGCACCCUAUCAACUGCAAGCCAAGCCGACCCAACCCUGGGCUCCACCCUGAACGUAACCGUCAUCGGCGCGCGCCACAACCGCUCCACGCUAGAAUGCUGGGCUCUGCAGCCUGGGUUUGAGACCUCGGCCCAGGCGGGCACGACGGGCUCGUCCGUUCUGGAUAUGGGUGUUGCGAACGGUAAUGCUUCUUUUACCGCCAUUCCGGCGGAGUUUGAUGGUGGCAGACAUAAUGCGCCUGCUUUGCAGUGGGUUGUUUUCCUGUCGGGCUUGGCCCAUAUCACUCUGCCCAACUCGACUGCGGAGGCUUGGAUUGAGGGCGGCAAGAAUGGUGCUAUUCUCGCGCUUGAUACGGCUGAUGUCAGUGCCUUGGGUCACUAUACAAAGUAUCCAUCCAAGGAGCGGACGGUUGCGGUACAGGUUCCUCUUGCGGAGGAUGGAGUUCCUAGUCAUCGAGUGUUGCAUGGAGGAGCUUGUCAGGGAGAUGAGUUACUGGACUAA
Molecule: messenger RNA, 507 nt
Organism: Penicillium nucicola
Lineage: Eukaryota; Fungi; Ascomycota; Eurotiomycetes; Eurotiales; Aspergillaceae
Exons: 3
Coding region: 1-507 (168 amino acids)
Source: RefSeq, a predicted model, not a curated record